UCACGAGUGACGAAAUAUGAUGGCUCGACCAGAUUCAGAUUUCAGAGAGGAGGCUCUAAAGGAGGAUUUAAAGUUUUAUUUUAUGAAUCCAUGUGAAAAAUACAGAGCCAGACGCCAAAUACCGUGGAAACUGGGUUUGCAGAUUCUGAAGAUAGUUAUGGUUACUACACAGCUUAUCCUUUUUGGUUUGAGUAAUCAGUUAGUAGUUUCUUUCAAAGAAGAAAACACUGUUGCAUUUAAACAUCUAUUUCUGAAAGACUAUUCAGGUGUUGAUGAAGACGAUUAUAGCAGAAGUGUAUACACACAGCAGGAUGUUUAUGACAGCAUCUUUUUUGCUAUUAAUCAGUACCAUCAAUUAAAGAAUGUAUCCCUGGGAACACUUGGUUAUGAACAUGACGAAGAUGAUGGGUCAGGCUUAAAAAUAUGUAAACAGCAGUACAAGAAAGGCACAAUGCUUCCGUCCAAUGAUACGCUGAAUAUAGAUGUUGCCAUUGAAACAGAUUGUAUUCGCUUAGAACCACAGGCACUAGCUAAUAAGAAGGUUAAUGACUUGGACAUAAAGAAUUCAUCAUUUUUCAAUCUUGAAUUUUAUAGGCUUAUACAGGUUGAACUCUCCUUUAAACUUAAGGGCAUUGAUCUACAAACAAUCCAUGCCCGUGAACUGCCUGACUGCUAUGCAUUUCAGAAUACUAUUACUUUCAACAACAAAGCACACAGUGGUAAGGUGAAGAUCUACUUUGAUAGUGAUGCCGAUAUUCAAGAAUGCAAGGACUGGUAUAUAUCUGGUUCCAUUGUUCAGAAGAACACUCAGUACAUUCUGGUGUUUGAUGGAUUUGUCAUUGUAAGUUGCUUUGCUUCCCUUAUUCUCUGCACACGAUCCAUUAUUCUUGCUCUAAAACUUCAAAAAAGAUUUGUGAAUUUUUUCCUGGAAAAAUAUCAACGCCACGUCUGUCAUGCUGACCGUCUGGAGUUUAUAAAUGGAUGGUAUGUCCUGGUGAUUAUCAGUGAUAUGAUGACAAUUGUUGGAUCUAUACUUAAAAUGGAAAUAAAAGCCAAGAACCUCACAAGUUACGAUGUUUGCAGCAUUUUACUUGGAACAUCCACUCUGUUUGUUUGGGUUGGAGUCAUCAGAUACUUAGGAUAUUUCCAAACAUACAAUGUGCUCAUUUUAACAAUGCAGGCAUCACUACCCAAAGUGCUGAGGUUUUGCUGUUGUGCUGGGAUGAUCUAUCUUGGCUAUACUUUCUGUGGCUGGAUUGUACUGGGGCCUUAUCAUGAAAAGUUUGAAGACCUGAACACGGUUGCUGAAUGUCUGUUUUCUCUGGUGAAUGGUGAUGACAUGUUUGCAACUUUUGCUCAAAUACAACAGAAGAGCACCUUGGUGUGGUUAUUCAGUCGACUAUAUCUGUAUUCCUUCAUUAGUUUGUUUAUAUACAUGAUCCUCAGCCUUUUUAUUGCACUCAUUACAGAUUCCUAUGAUACUAUAAAGAAAUACCAACAAAAUGGCCUUCCAGUGACAGAUCUUCACGAAUUCCUGAAAGAAUGCAGUAGCAUAGAGUAUGGAAAGGAACUGCAGGCUUCUGUACCUUUCAUCUGCUGUUGUGGAAGUCACAGACGUCGACAAAGUGAUGACAGCUUGAUACUUAUUAACUGAUGACCUGCUACUGAAGCUUGCUGCUCAAGAGUGUGCAAGAGGGGCAACUUUGGCAGAAAAUUUUCCCCAAAAUUGCCAAGAGAUCCAUUAUUUCCUUGUAAAUGGACUUAAAACACUUGAAGUGUUGCGGGAAGAAAAAGCUGCUACUCACUGGUGUCAGCUGGCUGACCAUGGUGGAAGUUCAAGACUUGCCUUUACUGGGGAAUAGAAAGCACUGACAGCUACUCUCACUCUGGGUUCCACAACCAUAGAGAAGGCUUAACCCUGAGAAAUCUCUGUGGGAGCUUGGGUUGCUCAGCACCAGUCAAGGUCAGGCUACAAACUGAUAAUCUAUUUCUUAAAAAAAAUAUGUAGAACAGUAUUUGAAGACUUAAUCUGCUUGUUUUUAAGGACAAUGUAAAAUAUUGCAAUUCUUGGAAGGGAAAUGUAUGGCUCAUUCAUGUGAAUGAAUGUACUCAGACAUGAGACUUAUAAUUUGUUUACCACAAAAAAGAUUUGGUUCAUUGAAAUAAAUUUGUGUAAUAUGCAGACCUGCACAAAAGUACAAAACAA
This is a messenger RNA of Alligator sinensis (Chinese alligator), 2206 nucleotides long. It is a transcript of the gene MCOLN2, whose product is annotated as mucolipin 2. The coding region runs from base 17 to 1654 and encodes 545 amino acids. The transcript has 14 exons. Gene Ontology annotation, molecular function: NAADP-sensitive calcium-release channel activity. Gene Ontology annotation, cellular component: lysosomal membrane; plasma membrane. The record is from RefSeq and is a predicted model, not a curated record. Lineage: Eukaryota; Metazoa; Chordata; Crocodylia; Alligatoridae.